AUGAUGGCGGCGGCGACCGGAGCCGCUCGCAGCGGCGGCGGUGCGGCUGCGGCGCCGCUGCCGCAGCUGCACCAGCGCAAGAUUGAGGCGACCGGCGAGUACUCGGUGCUCGCGGCGGUCACCGCGCUGCCGUGCUUUGUCGACGACCUGCUCGAAGACGCGGUCAUGGAGCGGCUCGGCCGGUGCCUCCCCGAGGCGUCCGUCUACCGCGCCUUCCGCGAGGUUGCGCGCCAGCGGUGCGGCCAUGCGUACGCGGCGCUCACGCAGCACGUGUCGAAACUGCCGCGGCUGCUGCCGCUCCACCUGAUGCGCUUCGACUACUCGAGGGAGCGGCUCCUCAAGCGCUCCGACGCCGCCGCCGUCUCGACCGCGCUCGACCUCUCGUUCGCGGCGCAUAGCGAGACGGCGCCGCCGCCGCUCGCCUCGCCCAAAGCCGAGGCCGCGGCGGUGGGCGGCACGGGCCGUGGCAAUGGCCGCCGCAAGCGCAGCCGCGAGCAGGAGGAGCAGGAGGAGCAGGAGCAGUUGGACGCCGCGAUCGCCGCGUCACUUGCCGACAGCAGGGUGGGCAAGCUGCAGCGGAUGGUGGCGCCCGCGGGCGGGCUGAGCCGCGAGCGCGUGAUCCGCGCGCUCGAAGACAACGGGCACAGCCUCCCCUCGGCGCUCGCCGCUCUGCGGGCGCAGUUUGCGGCGCAGGCCGCGGGCGUCGGCGCGUGCUCGCUCCUCGGCGUGCCUGCGGCGACGUACAGCCUGCGGGCCGUGGUGUGGCACCGUGGCGGCGACGCCUCGUUCGGCCACUACCUCGCCGACGUGCAGCGCGCGCGCGGCGCAGCGGAGUACUGGGAGCGCUACGACGACACUGCCGUCACGAGGCGCGCGGCCAUGAUCACGCCGGCCACGGCGGUCGGACCCCACGCGACCGCAGUGACCAACGGCUACCUCUUCUUCUACGUCUCGGACGGGCUGGGCCUGUGA
Emiliania huxleyi CCMP1516 is the source of this 972-nucleotide messenger RNA. RefSeq lists its product as hypothetical. The transcript has 10 exons. Gene Ontology annotation, molecular function: cysteine-type deubiquitinase activity; cysteine-type endopeptidase activity. The coding region runs from base 1 to 972 and encodes 323 amino acids. Lineage: Eukaryota; Haptophyta; Isochrysidales; Noelaerhabdaceae. The record is from RefSeq and is a predicted model, not a curated record. Gene Ontology annotation, cellular component: cytosol; nucleus. Gene Ontology annotation, biological process: protein deubiquitination.